GGUGCCUCAUGGAGCUAUUCAUUGCUUCAUUCUGUCCUCAUUAUGCCAAGAACCGGACAAUCUUUGAACACUUCAUACCAGUCCUGCAGUCAGCAUGAGCUCAAAAUACACCAGCAAACUGAUCCAACCAAUAACCAGUUUGGAAAAAGCUUGGCCUGUUCACCCAUGACAGACCUUAUGCAGCAGGAUGUUGGGAAUGGAUUGUCAGAGAAAACGAGCAUUGAGGAGGUUCUGGCAGGUGCAGAACUGGCCCCAGCCCAAUCGCUGUGGACUAAAGAGGUCAGCGGAUCAGUUCAGCUGAGAAUGGAUGAACUUUGUCCAGAACACCCCAUCACUGUGCAUCAGAUGUUUACCAACUCAGUUCAGAAGUACGGGAAGCUGACCGCUUUGGCAAGCAAAAGAGGAAACAAGGGUAUAAUGGCAGGUAUCUAUACCACAAACUCACCAGAUGCCUGCCUCUAUGUUGCUAAUGUCUCAAGAGCCAACAUCAUUGUUGUGGAAAAUCAAAAGCAGCUGGAUAAGAUUUUAGAGGUAAAGGAUAAGCUUAAUUCCACACUUAAAAGCCAUAGUACAAUAUUCUGGAUCUUUGAAGGAGAAGUUGCCCAAUCUCUAUUCAUGGGAAGAGUUCAUGGGACUAGGACCGGAAGUCUCUGAUCAAGAACAAGAUAAAGCAAUCUGCAGCCAGAAAGCCAAUCAAUGCUGUGUACUUAUUUAAACCUCUGGAACAACCGGAUCACCAAAAGGAGUGAUGCUAUGUCAUGACAAUAUCCCAUGGACAGCCCACCAUGCAAGCAGGGCUGGAGAUAUGUGGCCA
Messenger RNA from Sinocyclocheilus grahami, 814 nucleotides. Its product is annotated as long-chain-fatty-acid--CoA ligase ACSBG1-like. The record is from RefSeq and is a predicted model, not a curated record. The coding region runs from base 43 to 654 and encodes 203 amino acids. NCBI's taxonomy places the organism in Eukaryota, Metazoa, Chordata, Actinopteri, Cypriniformes, Cyprinidae. The transcript has 7 exons.